ACAGGAGGGUGUGGAGGAUGGGGAGAAGAAUGCGCUUUUUGACUUAAUUUGCUAUUUGCAAGGGCGUUCCAGAUGCCCACGGUCCGGUCUCUCCGUCCCUGGGCGUUAUAAAUAGUAAAGGUUAAUUAGUUAGCUGAGAAAUUGGAUCAGGGGCGGGCAGUUAGAAUUUGAUCCAUAGACAGGUAACUCAAGCAAUCCCUUUUGUCACAGCAAUCAGACCUAUAUAAAUCCGCCUUGACGGACAGCAGUCACCACAUAGCCUUACCUCUCCGCUGGAUCACCGACCUGGGCGCAUCCCCCCCUCUUCACGGAAUAAAAUGUCGCUCUCAUCUGUCCUUUCUGCUGAAGCCAUCGACGGUGCUAUCAAGGGCUGCCAAGCUGCAGACUCCUUCUGCCCAAAGCAGUUCUUCCAGCUGUGUGGCCUCACCAAGAAGAGCCCCCAGGAUGUGAAGAAGGUUUUCGAAAUCCUGGACAAUGAUGGAAAUGGUUAUAUCGAGAGGGAUGAACUCAAGGGUUUCCUCCAGAGGUUUUGUCCUGGGGCUCGCGCUCUGACAGACAAGGAGAUCACAGCCUUCCUGAAUGCUGCUGACGAUGAUAGCGACGGCCGGAUUGGAGUAGAUGAAUUUCAAGCCCUGGUUCUGUCCUGAACAGCUAGACUCCAUCUGUCCACCCCCAUGCCACCACUACAGGACCGCUUCAAGGGCUCUUAGCUUAGCCAGUUAUUUUCCUCCUGGUUUAGUAUAAACCGUUAGAUUCUUUUUAUUUUGGAAGACUCACCGUGGUCCACAGACAUCUACAUCGUUGUCACAUUUUUAGUUUUGUCCUUUUUCAUAUACUGCAGACAGAUCUUAAAGCUGUAUUGCCCAAAUAAAUGUACA
This is a messenger RNA of Salarias fasciatus (jewelled blenny), 878 nucleotides long. RefSeq names its product parvalbumin 8 (gene pvalb8). Bases 318 to 647 code for a protein of 109 amino acids. Gene Ontology annotation, molecular function: calcium ion binding. The record is from RefSeq and is a predicted model, not a curated record. Lineage: Eukaryota; Metazoa; Chordata; Actinopteri; Blenniiformes; Blenniidae. Gene Ontology annotation, cellular component: cytoplasm. The transcript has 5 exons.